Messenger RNA from Anolis carolinensis (green anole), 2084 nucleotides. RefSeq lists its product as uncharacterized. The record is from RefSeq and is a predicted model, not a curated record. The coding region runs from base 805 to 2052 and encodes 415 amino acids. Gene Ontology annotation, molecular function: nucleic acid binding; zinc ion binding. NCBI's taxonomy places the organism in Eukaryota, Metazoa, Chordata, Lepidosauria, Squamata, Anolidae. The transcript has 2 exons.
UUACAAGUAACCAAUACAAUUUAUAAUGGACACUUGUAAUUAUUCUAUCUUUCUAAAAACAAGCAAAUACUUAUAAUAGUCUGAUGAUGAGUUUAUAACCUAACUCCUUUUCCAGUUAAACUGUAACAUUGCCACUUACACUCUGUUGAGGUGACAAAUUGGACUGGUGGAGUGAAUGAACAACAGCCCAGCAAUCUACAGCAGGGGUCCUCAAACUUUUUAAGCAGAGGGCUGGUCCACAAUCCUUCAAACUAUUGAGGGGCCAAAUUAUCAUUUGAAAAAAAAAAUACAAACAAAUUCCUACGCACACUGCAUAUGUCUUAUUUGUAGUGCAAUACAACAAUACCAAUUAAAGAACAAUACAAUAUUUUAAAAUGAAAACAAUUUUAACCAACAUAAACCUAUCAGGAUGUCAGGGUGCAAUAAAGAACAGCAUCAUCAAAGCUGGUCUUUUCGCAACCUGACUACAAGAGGACAGAGGAAGGAGACCAUUUGGCGGGAUAGGCUGAUUUAUGACAGGGUCUGGUCUUCAAACGUGGGAAAGGACAAAAGGAAAGGGAGGUGUGGAUGGAGAAGGAGGAGGGGGGAGGCAACAACCCCAUAUACUGAGGGGGAAAGCGGAAGAGGGGCAGUAAAAGCUUUUGCAGUCAUCUUGGCAAGGCGGAUUCAAUAAAGUUUUCCAUUGCGACCAGUGGUGUGAGCCUAUUUUUUGGGUCCUACACCUUCCAGGAACGGACAUUAAGCUUUUACUCCCUUUUUUUUUUUCCGGCUCAUCCCGUGAGGAAAGGUCUCUCCGGUGAGAGCAUGAACCCUGAUGGAGGAGAAACCAUGAAGGAAUUCCUCUUCCUGGAAGAAGAACAGGCGAACCCUCGAGGUGCAGAGGAGUUGAGAGAGGAAAGGAACCCAUCGCCCGCGUUGAGCGAAGGGGGGACAGACCCCUCGGACCCGUCGUGGAAGCCGCUGACCUCCACCCAGUUACCCGCAGGCAGGGGAGUGACGAUGGAUCUGAUGCAGCGGCAGGUAAACGAGUCCUGGAGGGCGACAGUCGAGCAACGGGAGCAGAGGAGAGGGCUGCCCGGGAGAGGCACUGAACCCCGUCCCUUUGCCGGGGAGGGUCCACAGGACUAUGAGGACGAGAUGCCUCGGCAGGGGGCAUCAGUUUUCCCCACGGGCCUGUCGGGAAGGAGCCAAAUGCCUGGGAAGGGAGAAUUUCGGGUGAAGUUCAACGGGGACCCCAAACAGCUGUCUUAUUUCAUUACAAACGUAAGACACUUCAUGGAGGAUUUUGGGGACCAAUUCCCUUCAGAAAGCGCAAAAAUCCACACGGUGGGGGCAAACUUGAAAGAAGCAGCUGCAGACUGGCUAAUGCAGAUGUAUGAUACUGGUGCCCGGGAGCUAGCCUGCCUGGAGGAUUUCCUAAGAGCCCUCCGUGAGAGAUUCGAAGACCCUUUGGCAGAGGAGAGGGCGAAGGCCCAACUCAAAAGGAUAUACCAGGGAGGAAGGACAGUGUCAGAAUACGCCCUGGAAUUUAAAGCCACAGCGGGGAAGAUUAGGGACUGGUCAGACACCACCAAGCUGGAAUAUUUCAGGGCUGGUUUACGCUCUGAGGUGCUCGAGUGGGCUUUACACAGAGGAAAUCCAAGAGACUUGGAGGACUGGAUUUUGCUGGCGGGGCGCGUGGAGGUGGACCAACAGCAAAUCUCUCGUCGUCCAAGGGAGAGCAACAGAAUCAAACCCCCGACAGCAGCAACACGGCGCUUCUCCCCUCGUCGCGGAAGGUCGACCAGCAGGGAGAGGAGAGCAGGGAGGGGGGCCUGCUUUGUUUGCGGCCGCGAGGGACAUCGAGCAGCAGAGUGUCCGAAAGGGACAGGCGUGGAGACAAAAGGAGAGAGGCUUCACAGCCAGAAGCCGCCCCACCAGAACUCCAAACUAGCAAAAGGGAAAGCUGCCACGGCAACGGAAACGGCUCUAGCCCCAAGGCAGCUUCAAGCGGAAGAGAUGGAGGAAGCGGAGGACCUGGAGUUACCAGGAAACGACCGGGAUCUGUUUUGAAUGCCCGGAAACAGAUCGAACCACCAGAGGGC